Messenger RNA from Fusarium venenatum, 399 nucleotides. NCBI's taxonomy places the organism in Eukaryota, Fungi, Ascomycota, Sordariomycetes, Hypocreales, Nectriaceae. The record is from RefSeq and is a predicted model, not a curated record.
AUGCAAGCGAGCCAAGGCCAGGGCCUAGAUCCAUCAAGCGACACGGACCAGAUUACAACUGGCGAGUCGAGACGAGACAGGGGCACAGAGAGAAAAAGUGGCAGGGUUGUCCUUGCUCUUGUCAUGCUCAUCGACCCAGAUCACCGCAGGUGGGAAGACCGACAAGAACCUAAUCCUCUAGGGCUCCAGCUGGCUGUAAAUCGAGCCUGGCAACUGGGUGCCAUCAGUCUUGAGUUUCGCUGGGCGCGGAACUCUAGGCUCGGUUCACACGGCGCCAACAGCCAUCUGCGUCUCCGCUUUGCCAGUUUGCGACUGAUCACAGCUCGACCUGUCUUGUGGGAAACCCUGACACGCAGACAGGGCACUGCCAGCUUUGGUGGGGAGAGUGUAGCAGGAUGA